This is a messenger RNA of Pollicipes pollicipes, 1073 nucleotides long. RefSeq names its product transcriptional coactivator YAP1. Bases 93 to 1073 code for a protein of 326 amino acids. Gene Ontology annotation, biological process: hippo signaling; positive regulation of transcription by RNA polymerase II. The record is from RefSeq and is a predicted model, not a curated record. The transcript is spliced from 6 exons. Lineage: Eukaryota; Metazoa; Arthropoda; Thecostraca; Pollicipedomorpha; Pollicipedidae. Gene Ontology annotation, molecular function: protein binding; transcription coactivator activity. Gene Ontology annotation, cellular component: nucleus; cytoplasm.
CGUGCGGUGUCGGGGUGGGACGCGGGACGACGUGCGGUAGGAGGGAACGACCGUGCAUCGGGCGUGGGGUGAGGGCACGCACGCACGCAGUCAUGGCGCAGAACGCCAACUCAGACUUCGUGGAGCGCAAGGAGGGCAGCCAAGUUCUGCACGUGCGUGAGAAUUCGGACUCGCUGAUGAACUCGUUAUUCGACUCUGUGCUGAAGAAGCAGGAGCCAAGCAUGCCGCUGACCGUGCCGCUCAGCAUGCGCAAGCUGCCCAAGUCGUUCUUCAACCCUCCUCAGCACGGCAGCAAGUCCCCGUCUGUCUCCCAUAGCCGCAACUCGUCUACGGACUCGACGCAGGCGACUCCGGCGUUCGGCGCCGCCCCGGCCCAGGGCAACCACCUGCGGGCGCACUCGUCGCCGGCGGCGCUGCAGCAGCCGUACGGGCGGCCCAGCAGCACCAGCAGCAUGCGCACCUCAAGCAGCAGCUACGACUUCACAGACGGCCUGGGCCCACUGCCGGACGGCUGGGAGCGCGCCUGUACCGCUCAGGGCCUCACCUACUUCAUCAAUCACGUGACGCAGACGACCACCUGGGAAGACCCGCGGAAGAAGCCCUCCCAGGGCUCGUUGGCAGGCCAGCCAGGAGCGGCCAGCUCGCAGCCUGCCAGCGCGCCUGGGGCGCCCCCGACCGCUCCCGCCGGCCCCGCUGGCGCUGCCCCUGGCGCGCAAGAAGCGCCGCCGCCGCCUCCGCCGCCCUCGCAGCAGCAGCAGCAGCAGCCGCCGGCGGCAGCGGGCGGCCAGGCGCUGGGCCCGCUGCCGGACGGCUGGGACCGGGCCGAGACCGAGGAGGGCGAGGUGUACUUCAUCAACCACCAGACGCGCGUCACCUCCUGGUUCGACCCCAGGAUACCUGAGCAGCUGCAGCGGCCGGCCGCGCUGCAGCUGCAGCAGGCGGGCAUGUCGCCACAAGCGCUGCAGCAGCGGCAGCAGUCGCUGCGGCUCCAGCGGCUGCAGGUGGAGCGGGAACGACUCCGGAUACGGCAGCGGCAGGUUAUGCAGCAGCGUGUGAUUGGGCCGCCGUUGUGA